This is a messenger RNA of Dujonia railenensis, 885 nucleotides long. Lineage: Eukaryota; Fungi; Ascomycota; Pichiomycetes; Serinales; Debaryomycetaceae. The record is from the annotation of a GenBank genome assembly.
AUGUUACGGUUUUGCAGGCCCUUCGGGACAUCAUUGAAGAGAUUUCAUGAAAACCCACUAGGAUUGCCAAAGAAUGCUCCAAAUAUGCCUCGAAUGUCUAAAGGCUUACCAAUAAAACAAAAGAUUCCCGGAGUGAAUAAAGUAAUUCUUGUAUCUUCAGCCAAGGGAGGAGUUGGGAAAUCUACUAUCUCAGUUAACAUUGCAAUGGCACUUAAACAAUUAGGUAAGAAGGUCGGUAUUCUUGACGCUGAUAUAUUUGGCCCAUCUAUUCCGAGGUUGAUGUCACUACUGGGAGAGCCCAGAAUGACUGAGCAGGGGAAAUUAUACCCUUUGACUAAUUAUGGGGUGGAGUCCAUGUCAAUGGGAUUUUUAGUACCUGCUGAAAGUGCGGUGGUAUGGAGGGGAUUAAUGGUAAUGAAGGCACUUCAGCAGCUAUUGUUUGAAGUAGAAUGGACUUCCAAUCUUGAUUACUUAGUGAUCGACAUGCCACCGGGAACUGGCGAUACGCAGUUGACCAUUAGUCAACAAAUUAAAGUUGACGCUGGGAUAAUAGUCUCCACACCCCAGGAUAUCGCCCUCAUAGACGCCGUGAAGGGGAUAACAAUGUUCAACAAAGUGAAUAUCCCUAUACUUGGCAUGGUUCAAAAUAUGAGUUACUUUGUCUGUCCAAAUUGUAACCAUGAAUCACAUAUUUUCGGCUCAGAUGGGGCCCUAAGGGAGGCCAAAAAGCAUAAUUUAAACCUCCUUGGUUCCAUACCAUUGCAAGAGGAGAUUUGCAUUCAAUCAGAUAAGGGAAAGCCUAUAGUGGUUUCACAUCCAAAUUCCCCAUUAUCUGAGCCAUAUGUCGAAAUAGCUAAGAAGAUUUUAGCUGACUUGGAGAAAUAA